This is a messenger RNA of Zingiber officinale, 396 nucleotides long. RefSeq names its product auxin-responsive protein SAUR61-like. The record is from RefSeq and is a predicted model, not a curated record. Bases 1 to 396 code for a protein of 131 amino acids. NCBI's taxonomy places the organism in Eukaryota, Viridiplantae, Streptophyta, Magnoliopsida, Zingiberales, Zingiberaceae. Gene Ontology annotation, biological process: response to auxin. The transcript has a single exon.
AUGUUGAGUCCCAAGAGGCUUGUCGAGAAGGCAAAGAAGGGUCUGCCCUUGAUGAGAUCAAAUAGCCGGUCCAGUACUUGUGAUUUCAACAACAUAGUGGCUGCUGACAAAGGCCAUUUUGUUGUGUACAGUAUGGACGAUGCAAGAUUCGUGGUGCCGUUGUCAUUCCUCAAGAGUUGUAUCGUUCAGGAGCUCCUAAAGGUUUCAGCCGAGGAGUUUGGAUUGCCCGGAGAGGGGCCAAUCACCUUGGCCUGCAGUGGAGUUUUCAUGGAGUACGUAGUCUCCUUGCUCAAGAGAAGCGUGUCUAGAGAUGUGGAGUUGGCUUUGCUUGCCUCCAUCGAUUCAAGCCGGUGCUCGGAUUCCUCGUUGGUUGGCCUUGGUUGUGACCAACAAUGA